GCAAAAGCUUGUUUCAAAUUAUGGACAGUCCUAAACUAUUAGACGAAGAAGUUUUGCAAGAUCUAUACGCGUGGAUAGAUAAAAUACCACUCUCUAGACCAAAACGGAAUAUAACAAGAGAUUUCAGCGAUGGAGUUAUGGCUGCAGAAGUAGUGAGGCAUUUCUUCCCUAAGUUGGUGGAGCUGCACAACUACACACCCGCUCAUUCCACGCAACAGAAGCUGUGUAACUGGAGCACUCUGAACAGAAAAGUUUUCUCCAAGCUGAACUUCCACAUACCUGAGCAUACAAUGAAGAAGAUAGUGGUCAGUACUGCAGGCUACAUUGAACAAGUCCUUUGCUCUCUGAGAGAGAAGAUUGAGGAAAAGACAGCAGGAAAUGUAUUAAAUGGCACACAGGACUUGGAAUAUUACAGCACUACAAAUGGACAGCUGAGAUUAACAGAGAAUCAUCAGGUGAUUAUUGAGACCAAUCCAACCACUGUGAAGUUGGCACAAAAAGUCAGUGCUUCUGCAGCCUUGGGAUCAAAUGUGGAUCCAGCCUUCCGUUUGGUUUUGGAGGAGAAGGAACAGGCCAUUUUGGCUUUACAGGAGACUGUUGAGAUUUUACAGAUUAAGGUAAACAGAUUGGAGCACCUUGUGCAUCUUAAGGACCUACGCAUUGAGGACCUGACAAAGCACUUAGAGCGAUACAAGACACGCAACAACAUCUCAUAAUUAUACUGUAUUACAGUCCACCAUCAGGCAUUUUAUUUCAGGAAUUUAACUGAAUACAUAUUAUACAUACUUACUAUAUACUGUAGUAAUGAACUGUAACAAAAAUAUGUUGUUUUUUUUUUUUUUCUAAUUUACCUGACCUGUUGUGAUUGUUAGCACUCAGAAUAAGGAACAUUGAUGGCAAUUUCAAAUUUGGCUUGUAAAAAAAAGUUAAAUAAAAACAUUGUAAAAGUAGAAAUUAGAAUCCGUGGACUAGCAUACUGAAUCAGCAGAGGCCAUCGAACUACUGCAAUCUAUGCUUUACAUUUCCACAGUACCAGCAAUACCAGUUUACUAGCAUCACUUGUGCCUGUUUUGAAUUAUUUUUAGGAUUUAUGUUGUAUUUUCAGUAAGAGCUUGGUUCCUCUCUCUCUCUCUCUCUCUCUCUCUCUCUCUCUCUCUCAUUUUUUGUUUUUAUUUUCAAGAUACCUCUAUGUACUGCUGAUAGUGUUGAGAAUUACUAGUAACUGAAAUUGCAUUUGUUUUAUGUGGAAUUAUGGAAAGUAUAUUUUAUUUGAUUUGCUUUGACGUGUUUCUUUUGUGUGUUUGCCAAAAUAUAUAUAGCAACUACUAGUGUAAAAAUAUACUAAGAAUUUAUGGAUUUUCUAUUGUAUCCAGUAAAUUGUUUUGAUAACAUAUUGUAAAGUAAAUACAACAACUUGUUAAUACUUUAUUUUGGGAUCUUGUUGAACAUGUUAUUAUGU
Molecule: messenger RNA, 1459 nt
Organism: Xyrauchen texanus (razorback sucker)
Lineage: Eukaryota; Metazoa; Chordata; Actinopteri; Cypriniformes; Catostomidae
Gene: spef1
Product: sperm flagellar 1
Exons: 7
Coding region: 21-716 (231 amino acids)
Biological process (GO): regulation of cytoskeleton organization
Cellular component (GO): axoneme
Molecular function (GO): microtubule binding
Source: RefSeq, a predicted model, not a curated record